Molecule: messenger RNA, 537 nt
Organism: Aspergillus melleus
Lineage: Eukaryota; Fungi; Ascomycota; Eurotiomycetes; Eurotiales; Aspergillaceae
Exons: 4
Coding region: 1-537 (178 amino acids)
Source: RefSeq, a predicted model, not a curated record
AUGGGGAAAUCCAAGAAUGCAACCAAGGCUCUAACACAGGAGGAAAUCUGGGAUGAUUCGGCCCUUGUCCAGAGUUGGGACGAGGCGGUCGACGAGUACAAACUCUAUCACAGCAUCCAAGCUAAGGGGGAAAAUGUUGAGGAUGUUCUAAGAGAGGCCGAAGCCGCGGAAUUCACCCCGGACGAUGCACCGGGUCAAGAAGAUCCAGAUGACAAGGUCGCUGAUGUGCCCAUGGAGACGGAGAUCGCUGGCGAAGAGGCCGCUGCCGUCGGUGAUGUAACUGAGGCUGCGCAGCCGCCACUGAGAGAGGCUCCGAAGCCCUCCAAUGGAGAACAAAAUGCAUCAUUCGAAACGCAGCCAACCGGGGGCAAUUCGAUGGCUGGAGGAAAUUCGCUGGGAAUGGCCAUGCCUCAUGCAGCGAUAUCGCAAGUACAAGACGAAGGCCUGAAGAACCUCAUGAUGUCCUGGUACUUUGCAGGGUAUUAUACAGGCCUCUAUGAGGGACAGCAGCGGGCAAACCAGAAUAAAAGCUCAUGA